Molecule: messenger RNA, 378 nt
Organism: Necator americanus (New World hookworm)
Lineage: Eukaryota; Metazoa; Nematoda; Chromadorea; Rhabditida; Ancylostomatidae
Exons: 5
Coding region: 1-378 (125 amino acids)
Source: RefSeq, a predicted model, not a curated record
AUGCGACGACUAGUAUUCCCUAUAUUAUUAUUUACAUAUUUCGCUUAUUUCGUAGCCGCUAAAAAUAAUGGACGUAAAUUACUGACUUGUGUGAAAUGUCUUGGAAAUGAUACUGCUUGUCAAGAUAUAUGUCCCGGCUAUUUUUGCUACAAAAGUGAAAUUCAUGGUCACUCAAUGAAACUUGUCAAAAGAGGAUGCCUAAAUAAUACAGAUCCAUUAUCGAGAGUAAAUGAGUGCACUCUUCGAGAAAAUCAUGUUGGUGGCCUUAUCAUUACAGAGAAUUUCUGUAUUUGCACAAGUGACAGGUGCAACUUGUCAUCAGUUCACUAUGCUGCACUGAUCUAUCUAUUUGUCGCCCUUAUUUCUGGAUUAUCAUAA